GUACAAGAGAAAGCUACAGCAAAACAAAAACAAAUUGAUGCAAAACCAUCUAAAAAAACACACUGUGUCUCGAAAUGGACAGUCAAAACCCAAAGUCAACGAGUAAUGAUUCAAGCUGCGUAUUUUUUAAUACAGACUCAGAAGACUAUAAAUGCGUGGUGAUUUUAAGAGUAAAACGAGCCACGGGAACCUUCUCCUUAGUAGGAUGCAUUUUCAUGCUCUUUGUGAUCUGGCUGCUUCGCAGGUAUCACUCUCUGGCUCAGAAGAUGAUUCUCUGCCUGACUGUAGCUGCCUUCUUCGACAGCGUAGCAUAUGUCAUGGGGGAUUCACAUCCAGAAGGAUCUAUGUGUGACUUCCAGGCCUGCUGGCUAACUUACUUUGACUGGAGUGCCUUGGCCUGGGUUUGCCUCAUCACAGUGAACCUCUACCUCAACCUGGUGCGAGAAAUCAGCACCACCAGAUACGAGAUGUUGUACCAUCUGAUGGCGUGGGGGGUGCCUCUGGUCAUGGCCUCCUUGCCCCUGCUAAAGGGUUACUACGGCCCCGCGGGAGCCUGGUGCUGGAUCACAGACGAUCACGUAGCCUGGAGAUUUGGGAUAUGGUACGUGCCUCUGUUCAGCCUCAUCUUCUUGAUGAUCUGCUGCUACGCCAGGAUAAUCUGCGUGGCCAACGCGAGGAUGCAGUCAUGGUUGGGAACCUUCAACCCAGAGAGAGAGAGACGAAAGCUCUCCUUGGCGGAGGAGAUCAAGCCGUUGAAGUGGUAUCCGUCCGUUUACCUGCUGGUGUCCAUCUUUCCCCUCAUCAACAGGCUCCACAAUGCCUUCUACCCGCAGGAUCCGUCCUUCCCGCUCACCCUGUUGCACGUCCUGUCGGCACCGCUCCACGGCCUGGCCAAUGCAUUUGUCUUCGGCCUGGAUAGGGACUGGUGGAGCCUACUGAGCCCCACUGGCAUGCAGCUGGCUCUGCAGUCGCGGCUGUGUGACAGGACUCGGAUCGGAGAGUAUCACCCCGGGGCGGUGCGCUACACACAGGCUGACCUGGUCGACCUCAGCGAUGACGACGACGAUGACACCAACGUGCUCUUCUACUCUCCUGACAUGACCCUGAAAGACAGAGGGCCCUGAGAGAGAGGGAGGGAGGGAGAUGGUGAGACAGAGAGGGAGAGAGAAAAGAGCUGGAGGGAAGCAGCACGAAGGAGGGUCGCAGCCAGAGAGAGACGCAGUGGAUUAGAAACCGAGAAGAAGGAACAAGAGGUAGGGAGGGAAUGGAAGGGAAAAGAUUGCGGGGACAGUCGGGCAGAUAGAAGGCGGAGAUGAGCUGUCAGGUUCCAUUAUUAAUCCCCAUCCUUUACUAUUUAAUAUCCUAAAGACACGUGCACACACACACACACACACACACACACACACUCACACACACACACACACACACUCACACUCACACACACUGAGCAGAGCUGCGGCUCUCUGCAACACUACCACAAGAGAGGAGCGACUCUAAAGAGCUUCCUAAUGUUAAAGGCGUCUGCUGCAGAGCUAAAGGUCUCACAACAAUCCCACAUUCUGCAGCGUUGUGGUGUACCACGGAAUACGUGCGACUUGAAAGCAUCUACGCUGAGAUUGAUCCCGGUUGUGAACAAUUUUCUUUCCGCUGGGGGAGGGGCAGUGGUACAGUGGAAAUACCGGAAGAGGACUUUGGUAGGGCAAAUUAAUCCCAAGGUGGUCUCUCCUUCCCUGGACAGUAUUUGUGUUCCUGUUUGUGUUUCUUUGCAUAUGACAUUACAGUUGUUGCAUCUUUUCGCACAAGUAUUACUUUGAAAGACUGUUUGUAUUUUUUUUAUGGAAUACAUUUGUUUUUUUACACUGUAUUUAUCUGUAUUUAAUGACCUGUGUAUGUAUGUAUGUAUAUAUAUAUAUAUAUAUAUGUAUAUAUAUAUAUAUAUAUAUAUAUAUGUAUAUAUAUAUAUAUAUAUAUACACACGUACGCUAUAUUUUUGUACGUGCCUCUGACUGGAAUAUGAAGUUUUGGUCCGAAAACCUGCUGCUCUCAGAGAUACAGUUGAGGAAGAUCAGAUACAUGUAAGCUUUAUGAACAAGAAAUGACAUAGCCAACACAGACACACGGUGCCUGGUGGGAAACGAUGACGUAGCAACAGCCUCUGAUGUUUCAGCAGCACGUGGCCCUUGUCCGUGGCGCUGAGGGGUUGGUGGGUUGGGGGGCAGGCAUAGCCGAGGUGUGAUUGGCGGGGAAAUAGAGUCGCUAUAUAUUCCACCUCAGCCCGUUUGGUUUUCUUCCCACACGUCGAGGAGGUUCCAUCACUGUCGGGGCGCGAGCUGCCGCCUGUCAGCUGCCUCUCUCCGACAAGUUGAACUAAUGAACCGACACUUGACCCCCUUUUUACCCUUGAGUUGUCAAGCUCUUCUGCCGGGCGUCAGUGACACCAGAGUGCAACUUUCGUUUGCAGUUCACAGAGCCCCCCCACCACUGUACACACACACACACACACACACACACAUGCACUGUUUCUGGUUUGACUUGACUUGUGCACUCCUAUCAAAUAAAUGAGCA
This is a messenger RNA of Anoplopoma fimbria (sablefish), 2565 nucleotides long. RefSeq names its product cyclic AMP receptor-like protein A. The transcript is spliced from 13 exons. Gene Ontology annotation, cellular component: plasma membrane. Bases 75 to 1124 code for a protein of 349 amino acids. Gene Ontology annotation, biological process: adenylate cyclase-activating G protein-coupled receptor signaling pathway; cell surface receptor signaling pathway. The record is from RefSeq and is a predicted model, not a curated record. NCBI's taxonomy places the organism in Eukaryota, Metazoa, Chordata, Actinopteri, Perciformes, Anoplopomatidae. Gene Ontology annotation, molecular function: G protein-coupled receptor activity.